CAUGCUGCUUCUGUGCACGCACGCGCACUGGCCAAGUACCAUUGGUGACCCUUUUAGCCUUUGUGCGUACGAAUCUCCUCUAAGACUUUGAUCACUUUGGUAUUGCGUUGAUUCUGAUGUAGUUGCGACGGCACCGCAUACGGACCGUUCGCCGAAAACGCCGCGCCGCUUGGAGACGUCUUGAACAGAGGUUGGCAACGCUGCGGAACUGCUUGCAGUUUACGGAGAAAAAUGAUCAGGUGGUAAAUAGCGAUAUGCCAGCCUUCGGCGAAACGACCGGCGUACGGACAGAUAUCUUUCUUGAUGGGCUGAAAUAAGGACCACCAGAACAUUCUGACUGCGAAGCUGGUCGGUCAGUGACCAAGGCAGUUUUUCAGCCAUGGUUUCCGCAAACGAAGCUCUGCGCAUCCAUUUCUACACGCCUCGUGAACCCGUGGUUAUUCCAAACAACAGUGGUGUGCAUAUUGCUGAGGACUUGUGUGUCCUAGCGGCCAAGACAUGUGGCAUCAGUCCCGUAACGUGUCAGCUUUUUGGUCUUUACUGCCCAGACCUGGACAUUUGGUUUGCACCAUCGGCUGCUGUGAAGGACAGGGACAAAACAGUGAAUGUUCAUUUCCGCCUGCGUUUCAAGCCUCCCAAUAUGGAUAGGAUCAAGGAGGACGAAGCGGUGCUCAACUACUUGUACCAUCAGAUGCGACAAGACUUUGUCUGUGGUCGUGUACCUGAACUGCAUCAGAGCAAAGUCCAGAGCCGAACUCUGGGCCUUGUAAUCACAGAUGUGGUGCGCCACCUCAUUGAGCUGGGACAGACCCCUCAGCAGGGCAGUUACAGUUUCAGUGACUUUAUGCCUUCGGUUCUUGUCGGACCGUGGAAGAUGCGUGUGCUCAAGACCCGAAUGACCACUGCCCUCAACGAAUGUUGGCAGAACAGCCGACAAAAUGCUCAACGUGUCAAGGAGAUCUACGUAAAUGAGUUCAGAAGCAUAGUACCUGAGUAUGUGUGUGAACAGUUUGCUUCCCAAGUAGACACUGAUGGUCGGGUAUGGGAGGUGAUCCUGCAGGUCAACCCAUACCAUUCACAGCUACCGGGUCUGCGAAUGCGCCCACGGGGACCCAAGGAAAACAUAACAUGGACACAAAUCUGCUCCAUCAGUGAUCUCUGCUUUGUGAACAUGGUUCCAUCCAAUUGCACUGUUGAAAUCAGCCGUCGAAAUGGCAUACCUCAGAACCUCAGAUUUGACAGCAUCAGCCAGAUGCACUCCUUUGUGUCUCUCCUCGAUGGAUAUUAUCGGUUAACGGAGAAAUGGACAGUGAAUUUAUGUAUCAACCUGCCAACACCAUCGCUGACCAUGCUUCGAGCAAUGAGGUGCCAUGGACCAGUGGGGGCCAAGUUUGCCUACCAGAAGCUGCAGGAGAAAGGAGGGCACGAAGCAGGCUGGUACCUGAUUCGGCAGAGCUCGUCCGUUUACCGGGAGUAUCGACUGGAUUUUCUGGGAAAGAAUGCGGCACCUGAGACCCUGCGCAUUGUGCAGCUCAAGGAUGGGCGCUUUGCACUGGAUGAAUCUGCACCGGAAGAUGGCAUUUAUCCAACACUCGCAAAGCUGAUCAGUGAGGCUAUUCGCCCCACCCUUGAGGUAGAGCUGGGAUACUGUGUGCCUCCGUCUGAAUAUGACAAAACGCAGUUACUUUUGUGCCGCCCACCAUCUCUCGACGUGGAAAAGUCUGCUCUGAAGCGAGAGCCUCGCGAAUGCAUCCACUCAGGGGCACUGGUCUUCACAGAGAAUCGCAAGGACGAGCUGCCGGGCAAGUUCACCGUUGUGCGGCGGGCGUUUCUGCACCGGGAACGGAACCAGUACCGAGAGGUUGCUGUCAAAGCUCUGAAACCCCACCUUGAAGAUAGCCAUCUCAAGGAGUUCAUGGUGCAGUGUGACCGGAUGCUGUUCUGGCAGUGUGAAGCCAUUGUGAACUCCCUCGGCAUGGUGCACUCGGGCAGUUUUGGCCUGGUGUGCGAGUUCCUGCCUCUGGGCUCCCUGGAUGCCUAUCUGCAUCAGCACAGGUCUCAACUUCAAGCCGUUGACUUGGUUGAAGCGGCGAAGGGGCUUGCCCGUGCCCUCUGGUACCUGGAAGAGCAAGGCUGUGUCCAUGGCAAGAUCAGGUGCCGAAAUAUUCUUGUCUCUCAGCACGAGGCCAAUGCAUUCUAUGUCAAGCUUUCAGACCCAGGGCUGCUUGUCUACGUGAAUGAGGACAUACAUUGGAUCCCACCCGAGUUCUACAACAACCUUAACAUGGCUAAAUCGUCCAUCAAGGCUGAUACUUGGGCCUUUGGAACAACCCUGUGGGAGAUAUUCAGUUAUGGGGAGCCACCAAUGGCAGGAGUCCCUAUCACAGAGGCAACAAGGAGGUAUAAGGAAGGGGAGAGAUUGCCAAUCCCUGUUGACACACACGACGGGAUCCGGCUGCUGCUGCAAGAGUGCUGGUCGUUGGACCCGGACAGUCGGCCGCAGCCACAGACUGUCAUGCGAGACAUCAAUCAAAUAUUUUAUGAGGUCUACAACUCUAGAAGAAGUCAUUCGUAUGCCUCAGUCUACCCUCAAGCCUCUUCACCAACUGGGCUGUCUGCAGACCCAGCAAGUCCUAUGCUGGGGAAAGCAACGUCACCGUCUUUUGCGUCCGUGGAGACGAAUCGCAGACUAGAAACAAUUAGGCAACACCAUGCCCCCAUCGGAAUGUCUGCCACCUCAGCGAAUGAGGCUCUUUCACAAAGGCGUGGAUUCAAGUGGGGCAAGAAUCCUUUCCGAUUGCACUCAUCGGAAGUUAGCUAUGACAACCUUUCCAGCUGCUCUACAUCAACAGUUCAGUCAGAGGUGACGCUCCAGUCAGACAUAGGAACAUGCAUUGAUGUGGAGAGCUUGGUCAGCUUGGAGGAGAAUGCAGACAACGUCAUUUCAUUUGGUAACACAUCGCCCCUGGUGGAAGAGUCCGGUUCACCGUGGGUCAUUGACAGUCAGCAGCUGAUAAAAGGGAAGCCACUUGGCCAGGGCUUUUUCGGUGAGGUGUACGCAGCUUCCCUCAAAAAAUGGGCCGGCCUACAAGAGGAGAUGGUGGCUGUCAAGUGCAUGCGCAAGACGUCCUUGCUUGAGUCCUUUCAGACCGAGUCUGGCCUGCGGGACCUGCAGCGAGAAAUUGAGAUCAUGAAGAGCCUCAGGCACCCCAACAUUGUCGAAAUCAAGGGCCUUGUUGAAGAGCCUGAGAUGAUGCUGGUCAUGGAGUUUCUGGAGAUGGGCUCCCUGUUGACGUACCUGCAGACGUACCGAGAGAAGGUGACUCAUCCCCAGCUCAUCAAGUACAGUGAGGACAUUGCUAAUGGUAUGGAGUACCUGGAGGAGAAGCACAUUGUGCACCGGGAUUUGGCUGCAAGGAAUAUCCUGGUGGCUUCUAAAGAUCAGGUCAAGAUCAGUGAUUUCGGCCUUGCCCAGUUCACGGUCAACCACUACUACUAUAUCCGUACUCAGAACCGCAAGCUUCCAAUGAAAUGGUACGCCCCUGAGAGCAUCCUUUAUGGCAAGUUCUCAACCAAGUCAGAUGUGUGGAGCUACGGUGUUACAUUAUGGGAGAUGUUCUCCUAUGGGGAGGACCCUGUCAUACAGGGGGUCACACAGGAGAAUUUGGGCAGCGAGCUGGUGCAGGGUAAGCGACUGGCUUGCCCCGCCGACUGCCCUGCUGACCUGUACCAGCUGAUGCUCCUCUGCUGGGCGACUGACGCCCACCAGAGGCCUGGAUUUAGCCACAUCAAGGGCAUGGUGCAUAACCUAUGAUCUCCUCCUUGUCCUCUCUCACUCUCUUUGUUUUGCUGUUAUCACAGGGCCAGGUUGAUGAACCAGGAUGCUAAACAGGGCUGGUUGUCAGUACCAUCAGCAUAAAUUGAAAUGUGAAAAUCGGAAGGAAUGCCUUUUAAUAUGUGACUAUGUGAGGGGGGCCUCACCGUAUAAUCGGGGGACAUAUUCUGUAUCAAUCACUUUCAGGGAUAUCACUUUCAAGAUGCAUCAAUUGCUAAACCAGAGAAAGGGAAUUUAACAAACGAAGUGACAAACCUAUAAUCAGCUUUAUUCUCGCGCUGCAUUGUUGAAUGUAUUGACAAGACACCUGCCACUCCAUCGAGGUGCUCCUCUGAACAUUAUGUCAUACAACAGUGAUAACAUUCCUGAGAGUGACUGAUUGCGAAUACAACCUUAGUUUCUAAGCUGCUGUGACUCCAAAGCUCUGUUUUUAAGCCUGAAUUAUGCCAGUAUCACAGGCACAGGCAGACAUAGAAGUGCAAAGUCACAUUCAACUAUAUCUCGCCUUAUUCACACUUCAAUUUAUGUAUGUUGGUAGCACAUGGUACAAAUGUUGAGUGGCUGACCUACAAAGUUCUAGUUCAGCACCUGCACUGUCUUGCUCCUUCCUGUUCUAUCUCCACCUGAGCUGGAACCUCUGUUGGAACCCUUUGAGAUGAGGAGGGGUGAAACGGCAGACUAUUGUUAUUCAUAGAUGGAAUAUGGAAACCCACUGUUGUACAGUUCCUUGGUAGAUCCUCUUUUACUUCGUGUCUUAUGUUUUUUUACCAGGUUUAUGAGGUUUAUUUGAAAGUGCUGCUCUUUUUGCAGCAGUCUCCUUGCGCUCAAGACAGGCGUUCAAGGUGCCUUUGCCUUUUGCCUGUGCGAGGAGGUUUCUGUCCUCUGAAUGUUCUUGAUCUCUCUGGAAACUCUCAUCCUUCACUGGGACGUUCGGAAAGACUUUGAGAGUUAUUCAGGUAUACAGUUAAAGAAGGGACUUCUGCGCUCUUUCAGCACCCUCCCUUUAUUUUGAUUUACAUUAAGUACUUUCUUGCAUUCUUUAGUACAGGAUUUACCCAUCAUUGAAGUGCUGCACUGCUUUCAAGAAGUUCAUUAAAUGUGAUUUCAUAGCUGUCAGGCUGCUGUUCAUUCAGCAACCCUUCACCUUUUGCUUAGCCUGUGGGAUCUGUAAGACAUACGGUUAAGCACCUCAUUUAUGUCAUGGUGCCUUCUUGUGUAGCAUUUAAGCAGCCAUAAUGCUUGUUUAUUUUCCCCUUAGUUUUCUCACUUGAACUUCACACAUUAAGGGACAUGCACUUUAUUGCAGCAAUAUUAGCAGCCUUUUUUUUCCUGUGCUGUUUGCCACCAUUACCAUGACUUGCAAAUUGUUUAUUAUGUAACAACAUUCAGCUUCUUGAAAGGCAAGGAAGGAUUUGCUUACUGAGAUUGAAUGGUGACUCUUCGUUUUGGGAAACAGUCAUAGGCAGCUUGCAGUUUAGAUGAGAGAGAUGUUGCAUUUUUUAAAAGUCUGUGUAGGUCCAACAGUUGGUAGCAAUAUUGUUGGGUAAUGCCAGUGUACUUUGAUGUAUUGAUGUUUUUGUUUGAAACCCUCUAAAGGUGUUCCAAGACCAUUAUGAGGGGCAAGAAAAGUGGGUUCAUGCUUCUGCAUCUCCUUCGAAGGCACUUAGUACUUAGUACUUCCGUUGUCAUGUACAUCUCAGGUUCCACCCAUCUUGCUGCACUCUGGUAACCUUGGCUUGUGUCCACUGUUGUGGGCACUUUCACUCACAUUUCCAGUGCUCCUCUUUGGUAAAACACAGUGUGCUUUUACAAAAACUGCAAAGUUUGUAAAGAGCUAUGUUAAGGUAUCUAUCUGUGUUGGUGAGAUGAGAAGCUCUAAUAGAAAUAUGCCUUCAGGCUGAUGGGAAGUUGAACUUGUUGGUGCUUUCAUAUACGAUGUGUUGUUAUCUUUAUGCCAAAGGUUAUGUAAAUUAACACCUAAUGUUCUAAUGUUGCAUCAUUGGGGCAGCCUGGUAUGUAUGGUUAUUCAAUCAAACUGCUAUCUUGUUCAUGCUCGGUUUCUUACAAAAGUAGCAUUCGAUGGUGCAUACACUGUUUGGAUGCAGUACUCACCACUUUCAUCCAAAGUCCACAUUGUCUCUCACAACACCAGACUAAUAAAGCAACAUCCACUGUAGUGAAGACAGAAUGUAAAGAGGAACUUUUCCCUCCUGCUUUAAAUGACACUAGCAUUUCUUCCGCUAAGAAACUCUGUUAUGUUCUUCAUUUGGCACCACCAAACACAACUGGUGCAUCUUACCUAUCCCGAAUGAAAUAGGAAAGUACUGCAUUCAAAUAUGGUAUUGCAAAAAAUGACCUGCAGCAUGCUGCCUACUUAUGAAAUUUGAGCACAAACAAGCCUGCGGUUGAGCUGAAAGCUUUCUAUACCUGUACUUCUUGUCGAUGUAGCAUUCUGUAUACAUAUAUGUGUGUAACUUGCAUUUGUUAUUGAGAGGCCCAGUGUUUGUUCUAUUCUCUCUUCUAUCUUAAUAUCUCAUAUUUUAGCUGCAGACCAUUCUUUAUUGAACUUAGUCUGCUAUCUUACAUGUCAUUCUAUGACUAGUUACACACUUGCACAUGGAAUAUACAUACAUUUCUUGUGUUGCUUUCUCAGGCUACAUAAUAUAGUCGGUACAAGAGUUGUUUUAAUGAAGAGUUAUGAAAUGUAUUACAUCUCACGCUGUUUCAUGAACUGUGCUGAAUAUAGCUUUGUGUCAACAUGGGGAUCGCAACAUACCAUAUCACCCAAAUAUUAUUUUCAGCACCUAUCUUCUCUGUUGAUAGCUCUUUAACCAGGUACUGUUAUAUGAUCAUGACUGCUAUAUGUCAUCUUGCACUUUUUUUGGCAGCUAAAUUUUUUGUGAAACAUUGUGUGCAAUAUUUGCUAAACUUGAGACAGCUUAGUUCUUAGUAUUGGACUACUGCACCUAGAAUACAAAUUUUUAAAGUAGAGUUAGUGUUAAAAAGCUGGUGAUGCAAUCAGUAGCAUUAAUUUUAUGUCAUAAGUUAAGUGAUAAGAAAGUAUAUGAAAGACAUCUUUAUGUGGCUGAAAAGUUGGCUUUUAUGGGCCGAAUUGGCAUUGUGAAGUGCUACAGUGUGCAUUUUAAAAAUUACCUCAUUCUCUGUUGUUGCAUUCACAAUCGCAUAUACCAAGCUGGCUUGCUGCUGUUUUAACCAAUUUUUCAAUUAUGUUCUGCACAUCAUGUGCUGCAUGACUUGAGACCAUCGUGCCAAUGCAACCAUGUUGCUACUGUGCAAAACCAUUUCAUAAUAGAAAUGGUUCUUUGUCACACAUUGUUUGUGAUUUGCUAACAUAUAAAUUUUUGCUUAGAACGACAGAAAGCUGAGCUAGUUAGUAAGGAUUCCCUUUUUGCCCUUUACGUACUGAAAUUUUUGCCCCUUUUACGUACUAAAAGCAUAUCAUUGGAGCAGUUACCAUUAUGCUGAAAUUUAUUGAUGUGCAUAUAUCCCAUAGUGCCAGCACCUGACUAUCAUUUUGUGUCAGCAAGUUUGUGUCAUUUGUGUCAAAUGCACAGUUUGUGUCAAACUGUUCGCAUGGAUUUUUUUUUUUUUUUACUUAAGCACAGCGGUUGAGGCAUUGAAAUUCUUUACAGCAAAAGCAUAACUAUCUUAGUGGUUUCACAUUGCCUCUUAACAUGAGGAAUUCAUUUGUAGCAUCUGGUAUUUAGCUUUUAAUUUCAAUGCCAUUUGUUCGCAUUGUCAGGAAACAUAAUGUGCUCCGUGAUCUUGCAAGAACAGCAAAAAAAUUGAGUACGAUAACUUAGGCAAGUGUGUAAGGAAGAAAAGGAAAUUUAAUGCUCUUAAUUCUGAAUCAAUGUAGGUAACUGCAGAAGUUGCGGCCGCUAAGUGCUGUAGGAAUAGUGAAAGCAGCCACAAAUAUAUUUGCAAGUAUAUAGCAUUGAACUGUGUAUUAGCUCAUGGUUGCCGAUUUGCAUAGUUUGAGUCGCUGACCCAGUCUCAAUGCUCUUUGCUUAUGUGGAAGUUCCUGCUGGAUGGUCAGCCACAUGCUUUCUUAAAUGGUGUAGCCUAGAGCACUCCCUCUUUGUUGUCUGAGCAGCCAUCACUCCUGACAGAGACAUGCCUGGAGAUCACACUCGUCACUGAAGCAUAAAGUUUAGACACGACAAGUUCAUGCAUGUAGGAUGCAUUAAGGAUUCAUGAAAUAUUCAUAAAGGCAAUUUGAUGCAUCCAAGCAUUGAUGCAUGAGCUAAAGGAGCAUAUGUACUGGCCUAUGCUGGCUGAAGCUACACCACUCCAAGUCAGUGACAAAUGCAUGCUGGCUCAGAAGAUAGCUAUUUCUCUGCUACAGAAUGGUGGUGCCGUCUGUCAUCACGCAGCAUGUUUUGGCAUGUUUCUUUCUUCUUUUUUUUUGCCUUAGUGAUGAUAGAUGGCACUACGGUUCUAUUGCAGUGACAUUGUGAGCUGCAUGUAUAUGAUCGUGGGCUAGGCAUUCGUCCCUCGGUAUUGAGAACCAGUCUCAAGAAGACCGCCGAGUGCCAAAACUUUGCAGCCGAGGGAAGAUAAAGCGUAGCAAAUGUCUACAACACCAUUUACUUCAUGUGAAAUGGAUAUACGAGUUAGAGAUGGCUACUCGUUUGGCCUGCAGCAGGCCAAAUGCCACCAUGUCAAGCAGUGACAUAAUUUCUGUUGCAUCCAGAAGUGUACGGCACACAUUGAGGAAAAAAAAAACACUUCUCCUGUAAGAGAUUGAAUGGCUGACCUCUUUAUCCUAAGGCAAAGGCCCAUUCUGUUAAGAAAUGGGCCUUGGGGGGUCCUGAAGCCUCCAGGUACUCGACAAGCGCACGAACGUGAGAAGGAAAAUGAGCUGUUUUGAUAAGUCAAGGCCACAUUUCCAUGUAACAAUUUCAGUGUCUUACAAUUUUAUUCACUUUUGAUGGACCCCACCAAGGGUCAUCAAUAGCACUGUAUAGCUUGGGAUCAUCCAUCAGCUUAUGUUUUACAGCUUCAAGCCAGGGCUAUGGGAAGGUGUGCAUCUGUUGAGGCACUACGGCUUCUGUGAGGUUGGAUAGGAGCCGAGGCAGUUGCUCAUUGCAAGUACUAUCUUGAGGAGGAGGUUGAAAUACACUGGCUGACAAGUGCCGGUGAUAAAUAUUAUUAUCGGUGUCCUUUGCUUUCAGGCAAGCAUAUUUACUUAACCACAAUGGCUUCAGGCAAGCCAUAGAUGCUAGGUGCUUUGUGAAGUGAAGGUGCCUCGAGUAGUGACGUUUCCCUAUGUAGCAAGAUGAUUGGUUUGCUGGGCAAAGAGAGCUCAGUUAUAACGACAUUGACAUGAUGUUACAAAGACCUGCUGUGUGUAUCACAGUAGCACAGUUGUGCUACGAGUCAGAAUUAAUUGUCGCUUUUAUUUUAUUGAUAAGGGACAUUGAACACCUGGUUAACAGAGCUGUAAUUGAAGGCAUUGUUUCACAUCUCUCUAAUCAAGCUAUAGACAUCCGUGCCUGUGCUAUUGUAAAAUAGCUUUUGACAAUAGCGAAUUAGUUUUCGCAUUUGUUAUUUUGGUACCAGUACUGUGUGACCUUUUGUCUUGUGUGUGUUUUUUAUUGCUACUGCGGAGCAUUCUAGAAAAUUUAUUCUGCAGAGCUUAGUUUAGAUGUCAAUAGGAAUUGUGUUUUUCGACAUAACUGCUGUGGCACACUCCAAAGUCUAUAAUAUAUAUAUAAUUCAUAUGAAAAUUUUGGCUUGAUUGUAAUGGUGAUGUCUCAGGGGCAGUAUCUUAAUAUGUGUAGUGGUUUUGCAGGCAUAUUGUGGAAAGCCUUACACUGUGUCAUAUGCUUGAAUGUGCAGUUGAACAAUGGUUGAACACUCAUUGACUAGAGCACACAUAAGGUUGAUAUGGUGCUCACUGUGUUUGCCAUUGGUGAUUAAGUGGUAUUCAGAACCUACUACUGCUAGAGAAGAUGGCAGAAACGCAUUGUUCUGCCAGCAGAAACACCUUAACAAAGUAUUUAUAAUACAUAUAAUCACAGGAAUUUACUACACCAGCUCAAAUUUUAGUAAUUUCACUUUUGCAUUUUGGUAGGAACAUGUUUUCCAGAUGGCAAAUGCAUUGCACAAGUGCCAAGAGAACGGCGGCUCAGCUGUCGAGUAUUUGCCUACUGUUGCUGUCCAUUUAGUGAACCACAGUAAUUUUUUUUAAAAAUAUAGCCAUCUGUUAGAGCUGCGAGCAUGUUUCAUGUGAUGGAGCAGCUUUUCACAGAUGUGCCUAAUUAACACAUUCUGCUUCAAAACCUUAAAACUUCAUUCAAGUAAGUUUGUACAAAAUUGCUCUGAUUGUGGAACAACCACUGAAUCAGUUCUUAGUACUUCUAGUUGAAUACCAUGGCUGCUCUGAAUAUCUUGUUUUUGCAAGCUAAGUUUUCCUAUUGCAUACUCCUGGCUAAAAAUAAAUUUUUAGUUAACACUCCUGAAACAUUUGCACUAUGUUAUAUUAUCAAGCUGCAAAAUCAUGUGAAAUAACCAAUUAACUAAACAAAAGGUGAUUUCUGUGCAGUUGCUAAGAAAUUGCAACAGAGGCAUUUGCACAUUAUGUCACUGUCAGACUGUAUUUGCUGAAAGUUGCAAAAACAUGAAAGGGGUUUUCGUUGUGCUUAAUUUUUGUUCAACUUUACGCUUUUCUGGAAGUACAGUGGACUGGAAGCUGUCAUGAGCUAAACAGUUUAGAAGAGUUUUCUAUAGAAAUUAUCUUAUAAACUUCUUUUAUUUCCUGCUGAAAAAGAUCAUUUGUUUAAAAGUGGUUGUAUGAUAGGAGCACUCAAAAGAGGCUUCCACACCAUCUGGUGUCUCAUGUUGAAAUUUGUGUCCUUGUUGCAAAAAAUUAGCAGUAGUCAUUACACAGUUUUUGUUUAGCGUUUGCAACCAAACGUAAACGCAUUACCUAUGUGAAGAAAUAGCGUUGUCUUCACUGCACAUGCUCUGAACGUUAUUGGGUUUCUGCAUACAUUACAUACAUUAUACAUUACAUACAUUAUUUGGUGAGUUUAGGGUUCGAAUGUUUAGGUACGCUAAGAAAUAGCGUUGUCGAACAUGGCGGCACCAAUGGCUACCGCUUCAGUGUAAAUUCACGUGAUGGCUGCACUCUGACUCGCGUUGAUCGCCAGUAACUAUUGGAAUGAGCUUUCGCUUUCUCUAUACUCACCUGAAACAUUAGUUAUGAGCGCAUAACACGUCCAAUUUCUCAGAUCGUUCGGCGAUUCCAGCACCCGUAUGCCUAAUGAGACUCAUCAGCUUAGCAACAACAGGAUGGUUGGUAAUGAAUUGUCUUGGCUUGGAUAUAUUUGGCACGAGACACCAGACGGCAUCUGUUUUAUAAUGUCUUCCUUACCUUUGUGUUCCCUUACGGUAAACUAAAAGUGUUGAAAGGAUACACACCGCAACAUCCCGCAAAGGUGAUGACGUUUAACGUAUGUAAGGCGACAAAUGCUAUUCUAAAGUGUCUAUUGAGUGAAAAACAAAGUGUUUGUGUUUUCACCUAACGCCGCUUCAUCUUUUUAGUCUCAAACUAUCACAUCAGCUACAUCCAUAUGCUUUCAUAAUUUAUAUCAUCAUUUUCGUGUAUCCUCGUAAUGCCCACAUUAACGGUCACAUAAUGUGUAGAAUUGAUAUUUACUGGUCAUUUACAAUAGCAGACAUGGAUGCCAAAGCAAGAAAAAUGCAGUCAAACAUGUCCAAGUAUUAGGAGAUAUGACAAAAAUAAGAAAUAUGCAGGCAGAGGUUUUGUUGACAUGAGAUAGGGAUAAUUGUAGAUGCCUGGAAGGGACUUUCCUUUUGCAGUGGACAAUUUCAUGUGAUGAUGAUAAUGAUUUUCUUACUACUUUAUUGAAGUGUUCGAACUAGGCUUGGAAAACAGUUUUUUAGCUUUUGACCACUGUAAACCUGAAAAUUGGCACUUCUGCACGUGAAUUAAGAAUGCAGCUGCGUGGGUUUCUGGGAUUGUUAAACUUCUUUGGAAAUUAUGCAUGUAGGCCAUCAUUUCUUAAAUGCUUUUGUUUUAUUGAAGCUCUGAAAUGUUGAUUAACCUGAACAGGGACACCUUCCAUGUGACUUAUUGAAGGUACCAUCAAUCUGUGUUUACGGCAUCUGCAGCAAAAUUAGACAUGUCAUUGAUUGUCUUUUGUAGCAGUGGCGCAGAUAACUUUCUGCCACACCCGCCGUAGUUGCUCAGUGGCUGUGGUGUUGGGCUGCUGAGCACAAGGUCGCGGGAUCGAGUUCCAGCCACGGUGGCCGCAUUUCGAUGGGGGCGAAAUGCGAAAACACCCGUGUGCUUAGAUUUAGGUGCACAUUAAAGAACCCCAGGUGGUCGAAAUUUCCGGAGUCCUCCACUAUGGCGUGCCUCAUAAACAGAAAGUGGUUUUGGCACGUAAAACCCCAUAAUUAACUUUCUGCCAUCUUUGUAAGAGAUAGAUGCCAUUGGAAGGUUUCUCUAAAAAUGAUGUUUACUGCUGAACACAUAGCUUCACUUAAACACGUACUGUUUAGUGGUUUGAGUUGUUUGCAGCAGCAAAUGAUUAAAAAUUAUAAGUGGUGUAAAAUUCAGAUGUUCGCACCUACAGGGAUGAUAGAACUGUAAAUGCUUUGACAAGAGUAAUAUUAGAAGCAGUUUCUUGCGACUCAUCUUGCAAACAGAAGGUGUAACUUCUUUUUUGCACUUUUUUAGACCUGAUGAUGCCAUGCUGUCUAUUUGCAUAGCGUAUUUGUAUAUUUAUAUGUGUGAAAGCUGUUUUUAGUUUCUUGCAUCUCACAAGAAUUAUUUAGAGAAAUUGGAGUAUCAGCAUGUUGAUGUCGUUCCCUCAUUUUACUUAAUUAGCAAGCAAUGUUGUGGCUUAACUUCUGCCACUAUUUGCCGACCACAUUGCUGAAUCAGCUAUUUUAGCAUGUUGAGAACCUGAAUAUCUGCGUAUUGUGUUACAAACAAUUUUGUUGUGUGCAAUAUUUGAUGCUGACCUGUUGAAACACUUAACCACUUGCUUUGAAGCACGCAUAUUUUAAAGUCCUUUUUGUGUUUUGUUUCACAUACGUAAAUACUUGUAUGUUUAAUGUGUAUAGAAUAAUAUGCUAAUGUCUAUGUAUAUCCUAGGCAUGUAUGCUGUGUUCAAUAUUUCUUGAAUUCAGUUAUAUAAAAUGUACUUUUGUUUGUUACCUUGUGUGUCAGCUUAGAAUGACUUGAACAUGUACCUGAGCAAAUUGACUAAGGGGCACACAUCUGUCUUUUAUUUUGAAAAGGAAAAUAUAGUGAAGUGAAUUUUGGGCUUCACCAAUUGCAUUCACUUGAAAGAAAGCUUCAAGACCUUUUAUUUGUCAGCACAGAAAUUGUGGCAGUGCUCGACUUGGAUGUGUUGAAAUUUGACAUUAUGCUCAUGCACACUUUGACAGUUUGUACUUCUCUAUAGGAAUUGCGAGGCAAGUGUUUUUUUAGUAUGCCACCAAUUUCCAUUAGAUUGACAAUGAUGGGAUUGCAAAAGCGCAUUAAUUUUCUGGACAGAUCGACUUAGAAAAAGCUAGAAGAAAACGAUACUUAUUCCUAGCCAACAAAAUUUGUGUUGAAUGGUAUUAAGGUGAAUGACUAUCUCUUAUGUUUAUUUUCACACGUCAGAAAUCCUUUAUUAUAUCUUCAACAUAUCUGUCGUAUGCCUCGGCAUCAUGUCGCACAUUCGCUCAAAUACUGAUGACAUGAAUUCUUUUUCAUGAGAGCUUGUGAAAAUUUUCAUUACGCACAGUGGCAAUGUACAUAUUGCUCACUUGCUUGAAAUGUGUGAAAGGACAUGCUGCCAAGUAGGAAACAACUUUAUUUUUGCAUUCCAUUCACACAUAUUUAGGAAUUGCUGGCAUUUGAAUGCCUAUGCUCAUUCUAUUAACUUUCACUGUGAAAGUACAUGCCAAGUAAUGUGCUCAGUGUUAGUAUUAUUACUUUCUCUUACCUCGUGGACAGCACAAAGCAGCACAUGAUGUGAAGAUCUCAACAAGGCAUUCCCUAGGUGUGAUGAGUACUGUUGGUAUUUUUACUCCUUUAAAAUCAAUUCCUGUAGAGUGAAAAACACUUGCUGAUAUGUCAGUGUACGUUGUGCCACGAUGAUUAGCCAGGUUUUGAGUCAUGCUUGGCUUCAUGUGUUCAUGUGAUACAACAGAUGUGUGGUUUGAAAACUUUGAACUGCUUACAUAAAGUGCGUGUACUUUUUUUCUGACGUGAUGCUUGUAGAUGUUACAUUUAUUUGCUCUCUAUUCUGUUGGUUCGCCAUGCUUCUCUGAUGAGGCCCUUUCGCACUAUUAGCCCCUCUCUUAAGCUAGACAAAAUAUUGGGCUAGUUGUUAUGGACUGAACACAACGUGCAGUAGUCCGGGAAGAAGAAACACAUGGAGACACCGAGACGCCGUCAAGAGUGCUGUCAAUCAGAAGUAUUCUGGUCUGAAGAACAAGCACUUAAACACGGAAGAGCAACACGAGAUUGCCAACACCACAACCCUUGAAGGAAACAAAAUGCUCACAAGUAGUCAUUAAAGAAAUGGUUAACUCUCUUAGUGAUAAAUGAUAUCUCAUUCGGGGGUAGGAAUACAUAAAGUUUACCUGUUUUAUCUUAGCAUACACAUGUUAGUCGUGGCUUUUGUUGUCGAUUAUCUUUUGUGCUCUUUCUGUAUUCAAGUGCUUGUUGUUCAAAAUAAGUAUAUCAAUUUUGAGUGUCUUACUACUGUCUUUCCUGGUGCAUGUGCUCCUGUUACAGCAGCUUUCAUUUAGCCCUCUUAUGUUUAGUGCUUUUGAAAUGCUCAUCCUUUUCUAAUGUGCCUCUCUUAUGGAGCUUACGUGCAUGCUAACAACACUUCCAGGUUUAGCAGUUUAUAAAUGUUCAGAGAAAUGCAUCAACACGUAUGAACUUUGUUAUUAUGUUGCCAGGUGCUAUGGUGUGAAAUGGGCUUUGAGUGGCAGUGCGAUUUGUAGCGGGCAUUGCUGUGCGACUGUGUUAAAGAGAUUAAGACAUUUCAAGUGCCUGUGGAAUGAGAGCUUUGCCUUCUGUACAAGUAGAUACACACAUUAAAUGUACCUCAUAUACAUACUGUUUACUUUAUUUGCAAGCAUUGCUGUGUAGUUUUAUCAGUAGUUGGGAGGAGCAGUGCAAAGAAUUCUACUAUUGCUUUCAGUUGUAACUGUUCAGAAGUUACACUGCUUUGACUUGCACAAGCACUGGCAGUGUAGGAAAUUUCUGCUUUAAUGAAUUCAGUAAUGUUUUAGAGAGCCAUUUAGUUCAGGCAUUGCAUGAAAUUUCCGCUGCUGGGGUUGGGAUCAUGAAAUGCUUAUAAUAGUCGUGCUCACUUGGUCUUGCCUGGGCAUUUCAAUAACUUCAUGGUGCUUCAGCUCUCAGUGUUUCUGCGAAGCAAGAAUACUCUAAUAAAUUUUUAUGAAUACUCUCAUUAAAGUCGAACAUAGUACGAAAACUGUAGAUCACAUGUGAGCCUUGGGGUACUUUUGCACUGUUAGAGUAGGUGUAACAAGCUUUAAGACUGCUUUACACCGUGUGACGUUUAACAAUGUCUAUGUAAAUGGGAAUGGGAUCUCACACUAUUUUUGUACUCUAAGGAAAAAUGACCUUUGCACCUUUGACACAUGCUUUCAGUGCUUCAGAAAUGGGGAAAAUAAUUUUUGUCCUUACACCUGUGGGAGCAAGGCCAGUGAUGUGUAAAGCAUGCCACAAGCACAUGAUACUUGCGGCACACUUUUCUAUGUCUGUGAUCAUAGACUUUCCCAAAUUAGUAGUAAUUUUGUCAGGAAGCUCAGUUUUGCUAUGCCGAGGUCAAAAGCUGUAAGUAAGCAUUUAUGAACUAUGGAUAGUCUUGCAGACCCAUUGUAAUUGCUAAUGAGUCGCAUGUUUUUGAAAGCAGCUUUACUGUUUCAUGGUCCCAUAAACUGCUUUUAAAUAUGGCACUCUAAUUUACGGUGCUUGCAGUAAGCUUGAGUACUAACUUCACAUGUACAUCUAGCAUAUACAGUUCUAUCGUUUGCUCAUGAUACUGAAGAUACCUUAGAAGUUGCCUUUUAUGAAAAAGGCUGAGUCACUUUGAUAGUGAUGUUAUAAGAAGCUCAGCAAUGGGCUGCUCAAAACUCAGCACAUUCUCAGUUUGAUCCAGACACAUUUCUUAGUUAUGUUUAUCAACACAGCAUGCUUGUAACGUGUAUGUAGCACAGAGUGUCUUGCAAUGUGGUCUAGAACAUUUUUCUUAUUGCGCUGUCAUAUUUCUGCUGUGCUGAUUCUCUUUUUUCACAUCAGCUACAAAUUUCUCACAUUAAUCAUUCCCAUUUCCUCUGGUCAUUUGUUACAUAUAUGUGAUAUGUUUGUACUAUAUUCAAAAGUAUAUGUAAUUCUGCAGUACUGUCACUUAUGUAUUGCCUUUCUAAUAUGUUUGUGUCCAGAGAAUACAGCCCAUUGCUCGCUGAGCAGGCUUUUGAACUAAGAAUUGGGUGGCAUGGAACACCAUUUUGUUAACCCUUUCAGUGCCACUGACGUACCGGUAUGUUCUCCACUCUCUUCAUUUGAAUGUGCACAGUAGCACAAAGUUCGUGAGCUCCGAAGUAGGUCAGCCAUCUGUUGUAUUUUCCUAGGAGCAUAUUUUCUCAUCUCUUUGGGCUUGCUCAGCCUGAGCUUUAUUUUAGCGCUCUGCAGAAUACGUGUUCUGCAGCGCACUUUGUGGGCGUGGUUACGCUGCACAGAGGUGUGGCUUGAGGGCUUUGCACACUGCUACUGCGGCGAUCCUCCAUUCAUAUAUUCGUGCCAUAGUGCAAGGUCUGCUCUUGCGUAUUUCUGCCAUCUUUGGUACGUUCAUGGCUAAGUUUUUUUUUUUUUACUUACACGGCAAUGGUAUUGCAAGAGCAUGCGCAUCAAAAUGAAGCUAAGUAGGAGAUAUAAAAUGAAGAAAAGAAUGUGUGGACCAUACUGAAAGUGCGUUUUUCAUUAUCCGUGUAAUUUUUUUUCUUCUGAAAAACCGAAAAUAAGUCCUUGUUCAUUUUAAAACAUCUGAGAAAAAAAAAAAACUGGCACUGAAAGGGUUAAUAUCCAUUUUGGAAAUAGUGUAGGUCUUUCAGUUCUUAUGUCACCUGAUUUUCUAAGCAGGGAAUGAUUCUGUAUUCUGUAAUAAGCAGGAAGUGGCCAGCAAAAUAUUUUAAAAGAAAGAAGCCUGUACAGACAGCAUAGCUAGUAUUGCUAUGUCUUGGCCAUUUUCUUCUCCACUUAAAUAUUGUAACAAUAACGUUAUGGGGUUUUACUACCCAAAGCAACAUACAGAAUGCGAAGAGAGGUCGUAGUGGGGUUCCUCAUAAUUGUGACCACCUGGAGUUCUUUUCACGUUCAGCUAAGUCUAAGUACACAGGUGGUUUUGCAUUACAUCCUUAUCAAAAUGCAGCUGCUUUUGCCAGGAACAGAACUCACAAGCUCCAGUUUAGCAGAAGAAAGCCGAAGCCACAGAACCACUGUAGCAAGUUUUCACUUUUUUGCUGCCAUUGCACAUUACCCACCAGUAUGCAUUCUGGUUUUGUAAUGUGCAGUUCUGCAUACAAACAAUGGUAGCUGCAUUUUAGAGAGGGCAGAAUUAAAAAAAAAAUUAUUGUCUGUGAAAUGAGAUUCAGGAAGAAUUAGGUGCACGUGAAAGAACCCAGGCAAUUAAAUAUAAUAUGGACACUUCCACUGUGGCAUCCUUCAUGGCCCACACGUCCCCUGGGACUUAAAACCCCAUAAACUAUUGUUAUUGUUAUUAGUAUGAUCAAAAUGCAUAAGGAACCUUCCCCUACAAGCACCCUGCUGCAUACAAAUGGUGGCAUGCCUCAUUCUUGAUGCACUGACCAAAUGUUGGUAUUGGAAAAGGUCAGCUGUGAUGCACCCAAGGUAACGCGUAUGCCAGUGCUCUGUGGUGUUUGGAUGGUGAGCUGUGCGGCGGUGUUAUGCAGAAUGUUUGUGCAACUUACCAUAUGGCAGGCAGCAGGAUAUGCGGGGAACCUAGCUUAAAUUAUUAAAAUGAGUUCUUUUAAUUGUAGGUGGGUUUACACAUGAGGCAUUUCUUCUCAAGAGAGCCAAUCUAGACAUCUGGAAUAGGAGGCCUGCCUUGACUUUUUAUUAGCAGGUGUGGCUUUCUUCAAUUUUUGAGGUGUCUGUAAGUCACAUUGGCACACAUGAAUCCUCAGUGGAGCACAUUCUUGGCAUUUUCAUGAGUGAAAUUUUUGCUACGCUUGGCUGUUUUGCUGUGUUCGAGCAGGCUUGUGACUCCACCUUGAAACUUGCCUGCCUGUGUUUGAACCUAGCAGGCCACCAGCCGUGUAUCUUGACUGCAUAAUGCAUGCCAGUGAUUUGCAUGCAAUAUGAAGGCAUGAGUGUGAGGACAUUUAUUUUAAAGAAGGGGGACAACAGUACGAGAGUGUCAUAGAUUUACUUUUGAGGCGGUGAAGGUGCAAAGUUCUCGUGAUGUGUAUGUUUACUGACGUCUGCUUGGCAUGUGCAAACAAACUGUUGGUAGCUUAACAACACUGAAUGUGAUCAACUAAAGUGCAUUACAAGAAGCAGGCUUCAAGGUGUGCAUUUUUCCGGUAUCAUGUGAAGUGGCUGUUUGCAAUAAUUGUUUACUGUUUUGAUUAUUUUUGUGGUGAAGUGGUGUGUCCUGACCAGCAGUGUUAUGUGUUGUGCCCCUGCCUCUGGUUUCUGCUGGAGUCUGGUGAUUGACUGCAUAUCCAUACUCUCUGGUCUUGUGAUUGUUAUGUUACAUUGGUUUGCAACAUUUCAGUGAAUACUGGCCAAAUGUAAGGCUCCUCCGCUGCGAUCCCGAGAUUAGGUUGCUUUGUCAGUGUUGUGUGUCAGAACUGUUGUCGCAGACUUCCACAGCUGCAUUGGUGUGUGUACAUCAUGUGUUGUAUGCUUUGCUUGAAACCAUUACAGAUACAGCCAAAAUGUCAUUAAUUGUUUGAAAAGUAUCGGAAACACCAGCUGCAUGAUUCUCUCUUGCAAGCGUGUUACAGAUGUCACUGUAUGCCUCAAAGGUUUUUGGUGCUAGUCGAAAGUGACAGAUCAUUGUUCGCCUGUUUGAUCCUCCAGUUGGUCUAAUAAGUGGGUGUCAGGCUUAACAUUAUUUGUGCACCUUGGCAGUUCUUUGAUCUCAAGCAGAUCAGAGUAUGCUGAGCACAUGCGUGCACUUAUUUUUGCGAUGGAUAUAUACUUUUUACGAAGUUGUGCGGCUGCCCUUUGUGUGCCGUGCAAAUGAUGUAAUGAUGUACAAAUGAUAUACAUGUAAUGAUGUUCGAAUAAACAACAUUCUACCGGCGGGGUGCCAUCAGACAGAGA
Messenger RNA from Dermacentor albipictus, 19217 nucleotides. RefSeq names its product tyrosine-protein kinase hopscotch (gene hop). The record is from RefSeq and is a predicted model, not a curated record. Gene Ontology annotation, cellular component: cytosol; cytoskeleton. Gene Ontology annotation, biological process: cell differentiation; protein phosphorylation; cell surface receptor signaling pathway via JAK-STAT. NCBI's taxonomy places the organism in Eukaryota, Metazoa, Arthropoda, Arachnida, Ixodida, Ixodidae. Gene Ontology annotation, molecular function: cytokine receptor binding; non-membrane spanning protein tyrosine kinase activity; ATP binding.